UGGGAAGAACUACCAUUUUUAGGCAUAAUAGUACCAGGUCUACAUGCAGUGUAUCAAAUAGUACAGUCUAUUUAGGAAUAUGCAAUUUCAUCUAUGCGGUGGAUUGUAGACUGUCUGAUCAGCGUGAGAAGUAGAAAUAUCAGUCAUCAUGUGUUAUAAAAGACCAUAAAUCUACUACAAGACUUCGGAAAGAUUCAACAAACACAACGAAUAUUUCUAUAUUGCAAGACAACAUAACCAAAUCACUUCUCUCGUCCUUUUAUCAUGAGUCUCAAGGACGGAUCUCGCUUUGAUUUCAUCGUCGUUGGCGGCGGUACUGCUGGCAACAUUGUGGCUUGUCGCCUUGCUGAGAACCCCAAUGCCAAUGUCUUGGUUGUUGAAGCUGGCAUUGGAUCAUCAAAAGACAAUGAAGAGAUUCGUACUCCUGGACUUGCCAUGGAUAUCCGUGGUAGUGAGUAUGACUGGGCAUACAAAACCACCAUGGUCAAACGAGACGACUAUGAGCGCAUUGAAAAGCCCAACACGCGAGGCAAGGCCUUAGGUGGCAGUUCAUCGCUGAACUACUUCUCAUGGGUACCUGGGUCGAAGGGGACCUUCGAUAUGUGGGAGGAAUACGGUGGCAAAGAGUGGACUUGGGAUCACCUUGUCUCAUACCUUCGCAAAAGCGUCACCUACCAUGAUGAUGAGGGUCUUUAUCCCAAGGAGCUCUCAAAGAUUGGUACAGGAGGCCCAAUUCCUAUUUCCCAUGCCAGACUCAUGCCUGAGAUGGAACCCUUCCGCAAACUGCUCACGCAGGCAUGGGUCUCUACUGGAGAACCACUCUCCGAGAACAUCUUUGAUGGCGAAAUGCGUGGUCUAGUGCACAGUGUGAACACCAUCUACCAAGGACGUCGCUCUGGUAGCUUCUUGGCUCUUGUGGACAAGCCCAAUGUUACCGUGCUUCCCGAAGUUCAUUCGAAGCAGCUCAUCAUCGACAGUGCCGAUCGUAGCGCCAAGGGUGUCACUGUCAUCACAGCUAGUGGCCAGGAAUACAGUUUCUAUGCCGAAAGAGAAGUCAUUGUGUCACAAGGUGUUUUUGAAUCGCCAAAGCUUCUCAUGCUUAGCGGCAUUGGUCCCAAAGAAGAACUUGCCAAGCACAACAUUCCCCUUCUUGUUGAUUCUCCACACAUCGGGCAACAUCUGCUGGACCACCCCGGUGUCCCUUUUGUCUUGCGUAUCAAGGACCAGUAUUCGAUGGAUAGUCAUGUCCUGCGCAAGGGCAAGGCUCAAGACCAGGUCCUGGCAGCCUACAAGAACAACCACACGGGCGCGAUGGGAUCCCCAUUUUUGGAGAUGAUUGGAUUCCCACGCAUUGACAAAUAUCUGGAGAACUCUCCAGAGUAUCGACAGCGGAAAGCUGCCAAUGGUAACAAGGAUCCAUUCUGUCCCUACGGCCAACCACACUUUGAGCUGGACUUCAUCCCCUUGUUUGGUAGUGCCUUCCAGUGGCAUUACCCUCACCCUAAUAAGGGCAGCUACAUGACAGUAAUGGUUGAUUUGGUUCGACCUGUCUCUGAAGGUGGCACCGUGACUCUCAACAGCGCCGACCCGCUUCAGCAGGCCAACAUCAACCUCAACUACUUCAACGAUGAUCUCGAUAUUAUUGCUGUACGCGAAGGUAUCCGUUUCUCUUACGAUGUUCUGAUGAACGGUCCGGGCUUCAAAGACAUUGUUGAAGCCGAAUACCCUUGGGAUAUGCCCCUUGAUGAUGAUGAGGCGAUGAAGCGAACUGUCCUCGACAGAUGCCAGACAUCCUUCCAUCCUUGUGGUACUGCUCGUAUCGGCCAGAACAUUCAACAGGGAGCUGUUGAUCCCAAGCUAAGAGUAUUUGGUAUCAAGAACUUGCGUUGCAUCGAUGCCUCUGCCAUUCCUGUCAUCCCGGAUUGCCGCAUUCAGAAUUCGGUUUACAUGGUCGCUGAAAAGGGAGCCGACGCGAUCAAGGCUGAUCACAAAGACCUUUAUGCUUGAUAGAUUAUUUACUUCAAGCGCAUUAUGCGGAGUGCAAGCAUCUUUGCACGGUCCACUGGGAAGUGUGUCGCACAACAGUGGCCAUGGACGAUUGUCUAAGCUAUAAUAACGGAUAGGACGACACUUUUAUUUUUAUUUGAUGUAUAAGUUGCUUAGGAGAUAAUAUAAUUUGAACGUAUUUGCCAG
Messenger RNA from [Torrubiella] hemipterigena, 2193 nucleotides. The record is from the annotation of a GenBank genome assembly. Lineage: Eukaryota; Fungi; Ascomycota; Sordariomycetes; Hypocreales; Clavicipitaceae.